This is a messenger RNA of Miniopterus natalensis, 3790 nucleotides long. Lineage: Eukaryota; Metazoa; Chordata; Mammalia; Chiroptera; Miniopteridae. The record is from RefSeq and is a predicted model, not a curated record.
AUGGGUGCUGAUGGCCGCGGGAAUGACCUGCAGGAGUGUGGCUGGAUGGAGAGCCCCAGGAGGACUGUGGGAGCUCACCUGGACUCUGGAGGGGCUCACAGAGGCUGGAAGGGCAGAGGUUCGAUUCCCCGCCAGGGCACACACCCAGGGUGCAGGUUCCCUCGCUGUUCGGACUGGGCCUCCGCCAUCCGAGUGGCUGCCCUAGACUGUGCGGAGGAGAGGAACCACGAGGUGUGCCAGGCCUACAACAUCCACUUCUACCCCAGCUUCCGCUAUUUCAAAGCAUUCACAAAGGACUUUACAACUGGAGAGGAUUUUAAAGGACCCAACAGAGAGCUGCAGACCGUGAGACAAGCCAUGAUUGACUUCCUGCAGAACCACACAGAUGCAGACAGGCCUCCUGCCUGCCCAGCUUUGGACCCUGUUCGGCCCAGUGACAUUCUUUCUCUCAUUGACGACCGUGAUGGCCGCUAUGUGGCUGUUCUGUUUGAGAGCAACGGCUCGUAUGUUGGACGAGAGGUGAUUCUGGAUCUGAUUCCUUACGAGAACAUCGUGGUGAAGAGAGCACUGGACACGGACCGAGCCUUCCUGGAGAAACUUGGCGCUUCUUCUGUUCCUUCCUGUUACUUGAUUUACCCAAAUGGGUCCCACGGGUUCAUUAACAUUAUGAAGCCUCUCCGGUCGUUUUUUUCCUCUUAUUUGAAGUCGUUGCCGGAUGUGAGAAAAAAAUCGCUUUCGUUGCCUGAAAAGCCAAACAAAGAAGAAAAUUCUGAAGUUGUGGUGUGGAGAGAGUUUGACAGGUCAAAACUGUACAUGGCGGACCUGGAGUCAGGACUGCAUUACCUCCUGAGGGUGGAGCUGGCCGCCCACAGGACACUGGCUGGAGCUGAGCUGAAAACACUCAAGGACUUCAUUACCAUUGUUGCCAAGCUGUUCCCUGGCCGGCCACCCGUCAGGAAGCUGCUGGAGAUGCUGCAGGAGUGGCUAGCCAGCCUGCCUCUGGACAGGGUCCCCUACAAUGCCAUCCUGGACCUGGUCAACAACAAGAUGCGGAUUUCUGGAGUAUUCCUUACUAAUCACAUAAAGUGGGUUGGAUGUCAGGGAAGCCGACCGGAAUUGAGGGGUUACACCUGUUCUCUCUGGAAGUUAUUCCACACUCUGACUGUCCGGGCUGGGACCCACCCAGAAGCGUUGGAUGACACAGGUUUUGAAGACGACCCCCAGGCAGUGCUGCAGACCAUCAGGAGGUACAUCCACACCUUCUUUGGGUGUAAGGAGUGUGGUGAGCACUUUGAGGAAAUGGCUAAAGAAUCCAUGGAUUCUGUAAAAACCCCAGACCAAGCCAUUCUCUGGCUUUGGAAGAAACAUAACCUGGUGAACAGCCGCCUGGCAGGCCACCUGAGCGAGGACCCCAGGUUUCCAAAGGUCCCAUGGCCCACUCCGGACCUCUGCCCAGCCUGCCAUGAGGAAAUGAGGGGCCUGGACAGCUGGAAUGAAGACCAGGUGCUGCUGUUCCUGAAGAGGCACUAUGGCAGUGACAACCUCAUCCACACCUACUCUGCGGCCCUGGGAGGUGAGGGUGAGGAUGGCCCUGCAGGUGAGGCCCAGGAGCAGGAGGGAGGCCUCGCCAACCCAGGCAGGCCUAGAGACCGCGGGGCCCAGAGCCUGCUGCCCCCCACCCCUCGCCUGUCAGAGAGGCCGCACCAGGGACUGGCCGGCCCUGGCCCCGAGGGCCGCAGGGAGGCUGAGGUGGCCGCGCCCUUUCUGGGGAUGGGCUUCUCCAGCCUAGACAUGAGCCUCUGUGUCGUGCUCUACGUGGCCUCCUCCUUGUUUCUGAUGGUGAUGUUCUUUUUCUUCCGAGUGCGAUCCAAGCGGUGGAAAGUCCGGCUUUACCACCCAUCCGUGUAGAGCUGAACAGGCCUGGGACAUGCCUGCAGCUUCCACGUUUCUGAUCAGGGAUUUAUAGACACUCGGACCUGCUCUCACAGGUGGCAGCUUUGGUGUCCGGGCUGGGGACUGUGCACUCCUGGCAGACUCAAUGACGCCUUUGACCGAUGCAUAGCAAAACUACUUCUUUAUUUUUACUCUUCUAGGGGGUGGGGAUUCCAGGCCAAAUGAACAAAAUGUUUUGUGCCCACUUUUGUCUCGAGUUUACUGAACUCCAUGUCCCUUCCACAAGGCCUUGUCUUGGGAUUUGAAGAAAAACUCACCCGGUCCCCCCACUGGGAGGGGGAGGGUGAUUAGAUGCAGCCAUGGACUGGCGCAGAACGGGUACUGGAUUUCUGGCUUUGCUGCAUUUCAAGAAAUAACCCCUGCCAUGGGGUGGACCCGGUGGUUGGAAGGGACGGUGGUGGCUCACCAUAUUCUUCAGGGACAGUGCCUUUGCUUAUUGUUUGUCAUUCUGGUGAUGAGAGAGCUAAGUGAGCGAGGGCCAUCCCAGUCUGCCUGUCCUCCCUGGGCAGUUAGGGAAACCUCCGUGAGCUGGAGAGCAGAGCUCUCACCUGGGGCCCUGUGUCACCCAGCACCCACAGCCCCUGCUGAACUAACUGCCCAGAGCCCAGAGUGGGUGGUACACGGGUGGUCUCCCUGGCACCUGUAAGGCCAAACUUUGUCUGCCCUGAAGAUGUUUUAUGCAGGGCCCUGGCACAGAGCCCAUUCCCCAGGCUUUGGUGAUUAAUUAUUUAUCAUUUAAUGAUUUUAACACGUUAUUUGUAAAACCCAAAGCAUUUAGAGGUAAGUGAACACAUAAACAAAGUCUGCCCAGGGCGUUUCCAUUGAGACCCUUAUACAGCAGCUCAGCAGUGUCUGCAUCCCUGUGUGUGCCCGUGUCUUCCCCGUGUCUGCCCUCAGUGUCUGCCCCCGUGUUUUCCCCACGUGCCUGUGGCAUGUGAUAGUGGAAGGUAGUUUUCCCCACUUUGCCUGUUUUGUACUUGUGCUCACUCAUUGCAGCUGAUUGCGAGUGUUUGUAAGACCACUGUCACACCCAUGUCUCUGCUGCAGCGUGGGGGAGGUGGACAGCUGGUGCCUCUAGCACUGUCAUUAGCUUGGUGCCCACCUGAGUGGAAGGCGUGGCUGCGGAAGCCAGGAGCCCUGCCCUCUGACCUUUCUGCUUGCUUCUCUGCCACCAGAGGUUUCUUGUUGGUUGAUACCUUUUUAACCCCUAGAAGCCUCUGGUUUAAAACUCACAUAUCGUGUGUGCCUGGGUUAUUGAAGACAUGAUAUUGUUUCUUUUCAACUUGAAAACGAACAGAUUUACACAGAGUUCAAGGGAAACAGAGUCAUUCAUUAAGCUGCCUUGGCUCGUGUGGAAUGUCUUUUUCUCUGUAAGCUGUGUGCACCAUCCUACAUCAAAACCCACUUGACAGACAAUGUUGGCUUUUAAGGUUCAUAGUAAUGUUGCAGUUAGAGUUCACCACUGUUUGAGGGACACGUUUAUGACGUCAGGAGGGGCAAGGUUUCCAGUAGACUGUUAGUGGUCUGGGAAGUGAUGGGCCACGGGGGCCAUGGGGGCCACUUGCCUGCAAGUGUGAGCAGUCUUGCCCACCUCACGUGGCCUGCUCAUAACUGGAUGCUACCUUUAGGUCUCUUUUCUAAAGUUGUAAGUAUUGAGACAAUGAAUAUAAUAGUUCAGUAAUUUAAAUGUAUUUAUUUUUAAUGGAAGAAUUUUGAUUAAAAAGCUAUUUGACAUGGAAGUGUCAGUGAAAUUUCUUACGUGCAAAGAAAGUGAACAUUUUGUAUUUAAGUAAACUAUAAUGUGCACAUUUUGAAAUAAAACUGACAUUUGAAAAAU